AUGGCGCGCGCGCAGAUACAGACGCUCGUGAGCAUCACGGGCCAGGGCGAGGACGACGUCGUGGCGAUGCUCAAGAAAUACGCGGGGGACGUGAACGCGGCGACGAACGCGCUCAUGGACAUGGAAAAGUUCGAGGAGGUCUCUAAGAAGGGCGCGAAGAAGCCGGCGGCGUCGAAGGCCGCGCCGACGAAGAAAGACAAGAACGACCGCGACCGCAAGGGCGGCGAGAGACGCGAGAAGCAAGACCGCAAGGGCGGCGGCAAAGUCCCGCUCCCCGCGCCGCGCGCGGGCGAGGGCGGCCGCGAGCGUCGCGACCGCCGCGGCGACGCGCGAGGGCCCAAACCCGCCGCCGGCGCCGACGACGCGACGAGUCAGCCGUUAUACUCGCGCGCGAUCGGCGCGGGCGGGCCGACGCCCGGGCAGGCGCAAGCGCGCGCGGCGCCCGGCCCCGCGCCCGGCGUGUCGGCGCCCGCCGCGGCCGCCGCCGCCGCCGCGGCCGCGCCGAAGUGGGGCGGCGCCGGCGGACGCACUGCCGCGGAGAUCGUCCGAGGGCCGAGGACGCCGGCGCCGACGGCGGCGCCGGCGAAAUCGACGCGCGGACCGGCCGCGGGCGGCGCGCGGGGCGGGAAACAACAACAACAGCAGCAGCAGCAGCAACAACAACAAACGAACGCGGGUCGACCGUUACCGCGACCGAACGGCGGCGGCGGCGACGUCCCGCUCGCGCGCGCCGGCGGCGGCGGCAAAUCUGUCCCCGCGCCCAACUUUGGCGUCGCGGCGGCGGCGACGGGCGCGGCGGCGGCGCAGCGGGGAGGCGCGCCGCGGUCGGCGCCGGCGGCGUCGGACGGCGGCUGGGGCGGACCUGGGCCCACCGUCGUUUCCGCGGACACGUUCGGGUACGGGUUCGACGGCGCGACGGCGCCGCCGGCGGCGGCGGCGGAGGCGCCCGGCGUCGUCGCCGCGGCGAGCGCGCAGAGCGUCGGCGCGAGCGACGGCGGCCUCGGGUUGCGGUUCGGCAGCUUCGGCGGCGCGGGAGUGGGUGAUUUCGGAUUCGCGCAGGGGCUCGGCGGCGCGUCCACCGCCGCCGCGUCCGCGGGCGCCGCGGACGCGGGCGCCGCCGCCGCGGGGUCGUUUUCGUCCUACGUCAACGACAACAAGCAGCAGCAGCAGCAGCAGCAGCAGCAGCGGGCGCAGGGCGGGAUGAAGCUGCCGGACGACUUGAAACAAGACGCAUCGCAGGGCACCGCGGGGGCCACCUCGGGCGCGCCGGCGUCGAGCGCGCAUCACUCCGCGCACCAGCACGCCGCCGCGUCGCAGCACUCGCAGCACUCGCAGCAGAUGCCGUACGGCUACGGCGGCAUGCCCAACGCGUACAACUACAUGAUGCCGCCGCAGGUGAUGCCCGGGGCGGAGGCGUACGGCGCGUACGGCGCCGCGUACGGCGCCGGCGGCGCCGCGGGCGCGGGCGCGGGGUCGUACGACACGAACGACUACCUCAGGAACCAGUUCGGCGGAGCGCAACAAACCGCGGGCGGGUCGACGGCGAGGUCGCAGCAGGGGCAGCAGGCGCAGGCGCGAAGCGCGCCGCAGGGCGCGAGCGGCGCCGGCGCCAACGUGUACGGCUCCGUCAACGCGAACAAGAGCGCAAACUCCAACGCGGGCAACGCGGGGGGACGGGCGUCGGGCGGCGGCGCGAAGGAGUCCUCGGGCGCGCCCGCGCCGGCGGCGAUGCAGCAGGCGUUCGCCGGCGCCGGCAUGGCGGGCGCGUACGGCCACCCGGGUAUGUACGGCGGGUACUACAUGCCGCCCCCCACGGCGCCGUACGUGCAGUCGCCGUACUACGGGUAUCCGCAAGCCGGCGCGUACGGCGUGCCCCCGAACGCGGGAGGGUACGGAGGGCAAAACGCCGGCGGCGUCGGCGUCGGCGGCGCGCAAAAGAAGACGUCGGCCAACGCCGGCGCGCAGCACAGCGCGUACGGGCAACAGAGCUACGGACAGCCGUCCGCGAAGGCGACGCCCGCGCCGCCGGCGCCGCCCGCGGGCGGCGACGCGUACUCCGCGUACGGUCAGUACGCGCAGCAGCAGUACGGCGGUCAGCACAUGUAUCGGUGAGCGAGCGACGACGGACCGGAGGAUCCGCGACGACGGAGGAUCUGAACGCGCGACGUUCGUCGACGCGCUCUCUUCGCUUCGCUUCGCUUCUUCUCGCUACUAUUAAGAGGUACACUAAGAGUAUGACGA
Messenger RNA from Micromonas pusilla CCMP1545, 2241 nucleotides. RefSeq lists its product as uncharacterized. Bases 1 to 2112 code for a protein of 703 amino acids. The transcript is spliced from 4 exons. The record is from RefSeq and is a predicted model, not a curated record. NCBI's taxonomy places the organism in Eukaryota, Viridiplantae, Chlorophyta, Mamiellophyceae, Mamiellales, Mamiellaceae. Gene Ontology annotation, molecular function: protein binding.